GGUGGUGCCAGUGGAAUUGGUCGGGCUGUCUGUCAAGCUUUAGCCACAGAAGGAGCCGGCAUCAUUGUAACAGAUGUAAACAGUCAAGGGACUCAGGAAACACUAGACAGCUUAUCACAACAUGCCAGCUUAAAACACAAAAACUAUUCUUUAGACGUGUCAAGUGGAGAGGAAAUACAUAAGGUGUUAGAGUAUAUUAUAAGCGGGUAUAAGAAGCCACCGUGCAUUUUAGUCAAUUCUGCUGGCAUCACUAGUGAUGAAUUCUUACUGAAAAUGGAUGAGGAAAAGUUUGAUAAAGUCAUUAAAGUCAAUCUCAAGGUGAGUGGCUUUUGA
Porites lobata is the source of this 333-nucleotide messenger RNA. The record is from the annotation of a GenBank genome assembly. Lineage: Eukaryota; Metazoa; Cnidaria; Anthozoa; Scleractinia; Poritidae.